This is a messenger RNA of Pogonomyrmex barbatus (red harvester ant), 5178 nucleotides long. Its product is annotated as glutathione S-transferase-like. NCBI's taxonomy places the organism in Eukaryota, Metazoa, Arthropoda, Insecta, Hymenoptera, Formicidae. Gene Ontology annotation, biological process: glutathione metabolic process. Gene Ontology annotation, molecular function: glutathione transferase activity. The record is from RefSeq and is a predicted model, not a curated record.
AUUUGGCAUCUCGCCAACGAACUAACGAUCCUCAUAUCGAGAGGAUCGUACUUCCUUGAGUGGGCCGAAGUAUCUCCGUUUGCGCAAAAGUAAUACUUCCGUAAAGAUCAAUAUACGAAUGUCGUUUCUCAUAAGGACCGAAGACACAUUGCGACCGUCAAAAAUGAGAAUGAAUACAUUUCGCAAGUUAAUUAAAUAAAAUAUUUCAAAAGUAAUUUAACUAGACUAGAAACAUUACCUUGAUUUCUUCAACAAUUCCGUAUCUCCCAGGAAAUUGCGAAUUAUGAAUAAAGAAAGGACUCUUAUUGUUCUUGACAUUAUUGUAAUAUUACAUGAUAGUGAAAUAUGAAAAUCUAAGAAAAAAAUUCCACAAAAAAAAAAAUAUGCGUAUCCAAUAGAGCGUUCCGGGCACUUCUCAACUGAUUUAAUGACAGAUCCUUCAACAAACUCUAAAUUUAUUUUCUCCCGGGAGAAAAAAAUUGACGUCAAAAGGAAGAUUAACAACAUUCUGCUCGGGAGCUGAAAGAAAAACGGAAGACAACGCAGUUCUAAAUACUCGAGAAGUCAGAAGAAAUACAAAUUAUAUUCUACCUUCAAUCGGAAAAUACGAAAAAAAAGUUGUAGUGUCGCACAACAGUUUAUCAACUGUUAUUAGCUCGCCUUUUAAUAAACUAAAAGGAUUAUAAGGACACGAGUAAAAGCACGUUGAAAAAUACCGAGGGGAAAUAUCGGGAAUUUUUGUUUUGUAAAAAUUUCGAUACAGAUCGUCAAUGUGCACCUCGUGGGUGCACGAAAAGCGGAAUUGUUUUCGUUUACGUCGGAUUUUUCGACGAAUAAUACGAUCGUCAAGCGAUUUCCUCGCUGAUAAAGCUGAUCCGAAGGACGAGUUUCGAGGGAGAGUGGUGCCAUGUCUCAGAUCGAUAUUCCCGUCGAGAUAAUUUCGCGGAGGGCUUUUCAUAAUCUCGCUUUCAUCCAGAGAGUCGAAACGUCCGCGUCGAAAUAGCCCGGCAUGAUUAAUGAAUUUGCCGGGCGAACUUUCGCCGUGCGGAAACCCGAACCCGUGCCGAGGGGAGGGUCCUGUCGGCGAGGUCGGCGUAACGUCAACAUUAAUACUCUUUCAGCCCUUACGUACCUUAUAUCCUUCCACCUGUCCGCCCACGCGCCGAAUUAAUGUUUUCGCAGAUACGGGCCAUUGAUUUUACGUCAAAUAUAGUUAUCGGGAUUCGGUUAUCGGCGCGACCUAUGCCGACAUUCGACUCGACUGUCUGUUCGCACAUGUAACCACGUUAAAUAUCCGGCUAUCUCAACCAAAUCGGGAUUAGCGGGAUCGCUAUUAGUAGAAACAGUCCGAUCCCGACCGGGCUUACGUCCGCGAAUUAGACAGCGAUAUCGAUCCUUUGUCUAUCGUCAGUUAUAAUUUGACGAGAAAUAGUUGGAUGAUCUGAGAUAUUUUUGCCGCGGCAGACGAUACGCCUUUCAUAAUUCGUGACUUGUUCAUCGUUCAACAUUCACGAUGCAUAGCCUCGUACAUAAAACAAGAGGAAUUGAACGACGAUUCCAGACGAUUUCCUUUAAUUUCAUCAAAAAAUCCGCCAAGGAUAAAUAAUAAAUGCGAACUCGAUGAUUGUUCAGGUUACUCAAAAAUCUCGUAAAUAACAAAUACUUAUGAGACACGAGAGAUCCACAGUCCCAAGUGCCUUACGCGAUUCUUCGGUGAAAGGAAGAAGAGAUCAGUUAAACAUCCCGCGUUCUAGAAAAAAGGUAAACGUAAGAGGGAAUAUUAAUUAAGGACCGAGUCGGAUGAUGAACGCAGGGUUGAUUCGCGCCGGUAUAGAUUACAUUCACCGGACUCGUGCACGUUUCAAACGCACUUGCAUCCGUGCGAAUUAAAUGCAGAGCGGAUUGUACCUCGCGCAACAACAUCGCCCGUCAUCUGCUCCUCUCGAUCCGGGAUGGAAUCGAGGAUAUCGAGAAUUCUCCGAGCGAUAAUCAAUAAAUGCAAUUGUCUACACAAAUCCCUGGUUCCGUAAACUGGAAAUUAACACCGGCGCGCGUUAAUUAGAUGGCUCCGUUCUUUUAAAAUCCUUCCCACUCGGAUAAUCAAACUGGGUCACGCUCGUUUGUUUCGCGGGGGAGAAACAGAAUUAAAUGGUCGAAUUCCGGGACGAAAACGAAGAUUUUCAGGCCCCUUGCGGUCGGCAUUCAACCUUCUCAUUUGAAUAUUUAAUGUAUAAUAUCGUGUAAUUUCCUGCAUGACCGAGACCGCUCUUACACCAUUCGUACGACGAUUUUUGCGCGCAAGGGAUGAAACCUUUGCUCUCGAAUGAUCUUCCCUACGACCGAAAGUAAUCGGAUCAGAGGUAAUUUCUGAGCCGUAAGAGAACGCGUUCUCUCGAAAGGAAUAACUUUAAUUGAAUAUCCGCGCGUUCGUUGAAUAAUAUUAUUUUGUUCUUUUAUACGAGCACGACGGUUGGGUCAAACUUCAACGGGAGACGCAAUUUGCGCAAUUCUCCAUGUAAACGGUUCAGAAAUCAAUUUCAUCGAUAACAGUGAUAAUUCCCAGUGAUAAGACGAGAUAGACGCUGAAAAAAAAACGCGCGUAAUUAAGCUGAAAUUAUCAAAUAAUUAUCGCCCGGGGUCUUCUUCCCACGGAGAUGUAUGUCACGGGUACAUCGCCGGCGCGUGACCGACAAACUCUUGCGAAGUUUUCUCAUUUCGAAUUCGUUAACACGCGAAACCGCCGGUUUACUCAGCUACUUCGUACCGAGUCGUCGGGUCCUCCCCGUCGGCUUAGACAUAACAUGAAUUAUGCAACGUCACUUCGAAAUCGCGUUGCACUCGCGUUAAGUACACGAUUCCGUCCCGAUUCGGACUCGGAUCGUGAUCGUCGGCGGUGACGUCGGCGACCUCGCGAUCGCGACGGAAAUCAAAUCUCCUGGAUGAUAACCUGGAGAUGCGAAGUGAUUGACACGCGAAAUAUAUAAACGUCCACACGUACACGCAAUGCGGGUCAAUAACGUUUGCGUUAUUAACGCGCAAACGCCCGUGUGUCGCUCCGUACAAUGUACCUUGAUGCAUCAUAUCUUCGUACACGUAAAUACGUUUACGUGUGACGCACGGAAUCCCGCGAUUUGCCAAGGAAACUCAGGAAGUACGCCCGCGUUCGCCAGUUAUGCCGCGGCUUAUCUAUCCCGGGGGGCGGGAGAGGGGGUGCCUUCCGCGAUUCCCGAAAUUUGAUAAAACCCCGACCGUUCGCACGCGCGUAAUCACGCAACCCUGCCGUUAUUUCCACGCGAAACAAGUCGGCCGCCCGCAGUGAAGAUACUCCAGAUAGAGCGUAGCAUCUCACGGAACGUCCGGAAUCUAUAGGUGAUAAUUCACGAUAUCGUGAAUUAUCACGCAGAUCACCCACAAAGAUAGAGCCUCUUCGUUCGGGCGCGCUGAAGCUCGAAACUGGCGAUGCCUGGCGGUACACAAAGCUGUCUCUAAGAAAUUGUUUAUGUCUUCACGAGCAAGGACGAUUCUGCCGAAAAAUUGAGAUUAAGGAAGAUGGCUGAAGAACAGCCGAAGUACAAAUUGAUCUACUUUAAUGCACGAGGUCGUGCCGAGCAUAUUCGCUACAUAUUCGCCUACGCGGGUAUCGACUAUAUCGACGAGAGAAUUUCCAACGAUCGCUGGCCCGAGCUUAAGAAGUCGAUGCCUUACGGGAUGCUGCCAGUCCUGGAGAUAGAUGGCAAGCCGAUAGCGCAGAGCAACGCCGUGGCGCGUUACCUGGCCCGCGAGCACGAUCUCGCGGGCAAGGACGAAUGGGAAUCGAUGCUGUGCGACGUGCUGGUCGAUACUUUGGGAGACCUGAAACAAUUUAUCUUUCAAUAUCGCACAGAAGAGGAUCUAUUUAAGAAGGAAGAGAAGAAGGCGAAACUCUUGAAGGAAACGAUACCGUUCUACCUGAAUAAAUUCGAGCAAACUGUUGCCGAGAACGGCGGCUAUGCGGUCGGUUCUAUGACCACGUGGGCGGAUUUUGUUUUCACGGUGGCGUUGGAGAACUUCGAGAACAUCUUCGGCGCGACCGCUUUGGAAAAUUAUCCUGCUUUGCGCGGCCUGAAGAAAAGGGUGCACGAAAUCAGCGCGAUCGCUGACUGGCUGACUCGACGACCUCAUUCGGAGUUUUGAAAUGUCGUUUCGACGACGGAAACCGGAAGGCGAUGUCGACAACACAAAUAAGUACAUAUCUGACGCUUGCAACUCACUGUCCUGUAUCGUCGUGACACGGCGAUCGAUAUUAAUCGUGGCAUAACGCAAACGCAAUAUGCUCUUCAUCUGUUCCUUCUGUGCCCAUUUUUGUAGGCUAACUACAUUUAGAAUAUCGUCCCAAAUAUUUUUGUAUACAAUUUGAACUGCGAAAUUGAAUCUUAAAUUGUUCUCUCAGUUCAUAAUACAUAAAUAUAUUUGCUUCGAAAAUAAUAAUGUUAUGUCAAUGCUUGCUUUUAGAUGAAUUUUGUUAUCAGUCGAGUGGAUAAAACGGUAAAUCAAUUUAGAAGCUUAAAAAGAAGUGAUAUUUGUAUAUCAUUGGUCAGAAAAAGAAUAAUGCGCGAUUUCACUUAUUAUUUGGACAACAAAGAUUGAAAAAAUAUUAUCUUUUUCUUCCCAGUUCAGCUUAAAGGAUAAUUUUGUUAUAUCAGUUGAAAUUUAUAUCAUCCAUCAAUUUCAAAUUGUUAACAUUGUUUACAUUGUUCAUGACAUUCAUUUUCGCUGAUUAAAUGGACAACGCACGCGUGAGAUUACUAUCGAAUGAAUGUCUAGAGUACAAAUGAAGCUUGAUCAAUGUGUUCAUUUAUCGCGUCGUGUGAUGUGUGAGUGGUGCUACGACUUUUAUGUCGCCGAAGAAAAAUCCACGUCGUAGAAAAAUUAAGCGCGACGAGAAAAAUAUUGUAAGAUAACGACUAUCUCGUUUCGCGAUUCGCGAUUAAUUGACCUAUCUCGCAAAACGAAUCCAAAUCGAAUAAACAGCGCGAAUAAAUACGAACAAUUUUUCGAAAGCUAAACACGACACAAGUCAUUCUUUCAUGUUUGCGUUUGUUUGAACCUUCGAUUUAGAUCCGUUUUUAUACUGGAUGUUUGAUUACAUUUCUGUAUUGAUUACUUUCUGUAGACAGAUAAAACAGACUGUACUGAUAA